Messenger RNA from Lodderomyces theae, 4719 nucleotides. Its product is annotated as YBT1. NCBI's taxonomy places the organism in Eukaryota, Fungi, Ascomycota, Pichiomycetes, Serinales, Debaryomycetaceae. The coding region runs from base 1 to 4719 and encodes 1572 amino acids. Gene Ontology annotation, molecular function: ABC-type peptide transporter activity; ATP hydrolysis activity; ATP binding. Gene Ontology annotation, biological process: transmembrane transport. The transcript has a single exon. Gene Ontology annotation, cellular component: fungal-type vacuole; fungal-type vacuole membrane. The record is from RefSeq and is a predicted model, not a curated record.
AUGUCACGUUCUAAGCAUUGCCAAUUUUGGUACUACGACGACAUUACCAAAUGUGCAAGACUAGAACUAGAUUAUUACCCACCGCUUAUACUUACUACCAUUUCGCUCCUUGUAUUAUUAACACAGUCGCUUAUCUCUAGAAGACGAAUAAAAUUGCAAGAUGAGCGUCCUCUUUUGGCCACCACCACCACAACCACCACAACCACAACGACCAAGGAAGAUCUAAAGGCUUUGCAUUUUGACCUUGCUAAAUUGCCAGACACCAACAUUGAUGGGACUCCUCAUGGCUACGUAAAGGAGGUUUUCAAAAACACUACUGAGAGUUUGAGAGUUUCCUUGGAAUAUGUGUUUGUCAUACUAUCCUUGGGGUUGCACGUGUCAGCAUUGUUCAAGAGAGAGCUCUAUGCUAUCCCCCAAGUUAUAUUCUGGUUCUACUUGUUCACGAUUGUAACAAUUAGAGUCAUUAACAUGAAACGCGUCACUAUUAAAUUACCAAAUUUGUGGAUACACACUACAGCACUCUACUUUUUCAACAUAUUUCCAACAUUGUUGACAUUUAGAUCGGCUUUGAUAAACAAAACUGGACAGUAUUACAUUUUCCAGUUUGUUUUCUCAGCAUUGUUGUUGACUUUAAAUUUGACUGCCACUGUGGGUGACAAACCAUCUCAGUUGUACAUCACUCCUGGAGUUGAGCCAAAUCCUGAAACUGUUUCAAGUAUUGCGUCAUUUAUAUCUUAUAGUUGGUUGGAUAAAAUGGUGUGGAAAGCGCACAAACAGCCAUUGAAGCUUGGCGAUAUUUGGGGAUUGAGACAAGAUGACUACGCAUUGUACGUGUUGAAAGGUUUUGAAGCAUCUAAAAGUACAUUGAGAUUCACUUACAAGAUUUUUUUCCAUUUCAAGUACUUGUUUGCAAUCCAAGCAUUUUGGGCUAUUAUUGAAUCCAUGCUUGUGUUUGGCCCGUCGGUGUUGUUGAAGCAAGUUUUGGAAUAUGUGGCCGAUCCAGACUCAAUUUCGGCAAAUUUGGCUUGGACGUUUGUAUUUAUGAUGCCAAUUGUCAAAGUAUUGGACUCAAUUUGUUCUGGGUGUUCAUUAUUCUUGGGCAGAAGAGUUUGUGUUCGGAUGAAGGCGGUUAUAAUUGGCCAAGUUUACGCUAAAGCCUUGAGAAGAAGAAUCACAGUUACUGAAACAGACUCUACAGAUUCAACAGAGAAGGAAUCUACUGCCGAAUUGGGUGCUAUUAUCAACCUUAUGGCCAUUGACGCGUUUAAAGUGUCUGAGAUUUGCGGGUACUUGCACUAUUUUGUUGGAGCCAUUUUGAUGAUCAUUUUUUGUACAGUUUUGUUGUACAACUUGUUAGGUUGGAGUGCUCUUGUUGGAUCCUUGGCAAUUGUGGUGUUAUUACCUGUAAACUACCAAUUUGCUCAAUGGUUGGGAAGAUUGCAAAAACAAAUGUUGGGAGUUACUGACAAGAGAAUCCAAAAAUUGAAUGAAACUUUUCAAAGUAUCAGAAUUAUCAAAUUCUUUGCAUGGGAAGAUAAGUUUUUCCAAAGCGCAAUGGAUAUAAGGAAUGAAGAGUUGAGGUAUUUGAAAUACAGAUCUGCUGUUUGGUGUGCGGCAUCUUUUGUGUGGUUUAUCACUCCAACAUUGAUUACAUUACUCUCAUUCUAUUGUUAUACAAUGAUUGAGGGACGUACCUUGACUGCACCGGUUGCGUUUACCGCCUUGUCGUUGUUUACGUUGUUGAGAUCUCCCUUGGAUCAAUUGGCUGAUAUGACAUCUUUUGUAAUCCAAUCAAAAGUGUCUUUGGACAGAGUUGCAGACUUUUUGAAUGAGGCAGAAACUUCUAAAUACGACCAAUUGGCCAAUGAAAAGACACCAAACUCCCCCGAUAUUGGAUUUGAAAAAGCUACGUUAUCAUGGAAUGCUCUGUCAAAGUCUGACUUCAAACUAAGAGACUUGAACAUUACAUUUAAACAAGGAAAGUUAAAUGUCAUUAUUGGACCCACUGGUGCUGGUAAAACAUCCUUACUUUUGGGUCUUCUUGGUGAAAUGGAUCUACUUGGAGGUAAAGUGUUUUUGCCUGGUAUUUUACCCCGUGACGAAUUGACCCCUGAUGAAAAUGGAUUGACAGAGUCUGUAGCGUAUUGCUCCCAGUCAGCUUGGUUAUUAAACGAUACAAUCAGAGGAAACAUCACUUUUGGAGCUCCAUUUAAUCAAAAACGUUAUGACGAUGUUGUUGAAGCUUGUGGAUUGAGUCGUGACUUGCAAAUUUUGAGUGCUGGUGAUCAAACCGAAGUUGGUGAAAAGGGUAUCACUUUAUCGGGUGGACAAAAGCAGAGGGUAUCUCUUGCUAGGGCAUUGUACUCCAACUCAAAGCAUUUGCUUCUUGACGAUUGUUUGUCAGCUGUUGAUUCCCAUACCGCCUUGUGGAUCUACGAAAACUGUAUCACUGGACCUUUGAUGCAAGGAAGAACGUGUAUAUUGGUUUCUCAUAAUGUCGCGUUGACUGCUCAACAUGCUGAAUGGAUUGUUGUCAUGGAGAAUGGAAGAGUCAAGAACCAAGGUACAACUGAAGCAUUAUUAGAAUCAGGCGAUUUAGGCGAUGACGAAUUGGUUAAAUCAUCAGUCUUGAAUUCAAGAACUCAAUCAUCACAAAACUUGCAAUCGCUUGAUGACAAGAAUGCAGACAUGAAGGCCAAAGCUGCUACGAUUGAGCAGAAAUUGAACAAGUUGAAGAAUGACGAGGAAGACGAGCCGCUUGUAAAAUCCAACGGUAAGUUGGUCGAAGAAGAGAAUAAAGCAGAAGGUGUCGUUGGUUCAAAAGUAUAUCUCGAUUAUGCCAAAGUGUUGGGUGGCUGGAAAGUAUGGACUGUAAUUCUUGUUGCAUUCGUAGCGUCACAGCUUGUUUACAUGUACCAAUCAUGGUGGUUGAGAACAUGGUCCAUCCACAGUGAAAAUGACAAUUCUGCCACCACCAUGGGAGUUGAAAGUUCCAAUGUGUUUUUACCUGGUGUCCGCAAUCUUCUCACUAUCAGAUUUGUCAAUCUUUCCGUGGAACAUUCCACAUUGUACUACAUCACAAUUUACGGUAUAAUUGGAUUUGCGUACGGAAUCACAGCAUGUAUUAGGAUUUUGGUUACAUUUUUCGCCGGUAUUCGUGCAUCGAAUCGUAUAUUCAAAAGAGUAUUAAUCACGAUCCUUCGUGCGAAAUUGAGAUUUUUUGACAAGACGCCAUUGGGUCGGAUUAUGAAUAGGUUUUCCAAGGAUAUUGAGUCAGUGGAUCAAGAGGUGACUCCAUUUGCUGAAGGUGUGUUUAUUUGUGUUGUUCAAUGUGUUUCCAUCUUGAUUUUGAUUACAAUCAUCACUCCCGGGUUCCUCAUUUUUGCAUUUGUUAUUGCGUUGUUGUACUACUUGGUGGGAUAUUUCUACUUGACUUUAUCAAGAGAGUUGAAGAGAUUUGAAUCGAUUACAAAAUCGCCGAUUCAUCAACAUUUUUCUGAGUCAUUGACUGGUGUUGCCACAAUCAGAGCUUAUGGAGUCGAGUCUAGAUUCAUGAAGCAAAAUUUGCAAGCAAUUGACAACAACAAUAGACCAUUUUUUUACUUGUGGGUUGCGAAUAGAUGGCUUUCAUUUAGAAUUGAUGUUGUUGGGUCAUUGGUUAUGUUUUUCGCAGGUAUAUUUGUCUUGUUGUCCAUUGGCAAGAUCGAUGCUGGAUUGGCAGGAUUAUCAUUGUCGUAUGCGAUUGCUUUCAGCGAGAGUGCACUUUGGGUGGUUCGUCUUUAUGCCAAUGUCGAAAUGAAUAUGAAUUCAGUAGAGAGAUUGCAGGAGUACCUUGAAGUUGAACAAGAACCAGCUUAUGAAAUCAAAGAAACUGAGCCUCCGGCAAGCUGGCCAGACAAGGGACAAAUUUCAGUCAAAGAUGUGUCAUUGAGAUAUUCUCCGGAGUUGCCUCGUGUGAUCAAAAAUGUAACAUUUGACAUUGAGCCUUGUCACAAGGUGGGAAUUGUUGGAAGAACCGGUGCAGGUAAGUCUACCAUAAUCACUGCCUUUUUCCGAUUUUUGGAUCCUGAAAGUGGAUUGAUCAAGAUUGAUGGCGUUGAUAUCACCAGUAUCGGAUUGAGAAGGUUACGCCAAGCCAUCACCAUCAUUCCACAAGAUCCAACGUUGUUUGCUGGAACAAUUAGAUCCAACUUGGAUCCAUUUGAACAGUACACCGAUGCUGAAAUCUAUGCUGCUUUGAAGAGAGUUAAUUUGAUUGAUGAAUCAACACCCACAUCUACCAUUAGUGAAGAGAAUCAAAACAAAUUUCACGAUUUGGAGAAUACAAUUACUGAAGGUGGUGGUAAUUUGUCUCAAGGAGAACGUCAGUUGGUUUGUUUAGCUCGUUCAUUGUUGAAGAAUCCAAAGAUUAUAUUGUUGGACGAAGCUACAAGUUCAAUUGACUACAAGUCAGAUUCAUUGAUUCAAAAGACAAUUCGUGAUGAGUUUGGGUCCAGUACCAUUUUGACCAUUGCACAUAGAUUGAGAACCAUUAUUGAUUACGAUAAGAUCUUGGUUAUGGAUGCUGGUCAAGUGGUGGAGUAUGAUAAUCCGUAUGUGUUGAUUUCAAACCCAGAGUCAUUAUUUCACUCAAUGUGUGAGAAUAGCGGUGAACUUAAUAGUUUGAUCUCGUUGGCAAAGGAGUCCUUUGUGGCAAAGAAGAAUAGACAAGCUAAAUAG